Sclerotinia sclerotiorum 1980 UF-70 is the source of this 5070-nucleotide messenger RNA. RefSeq lists its product as hypothetical. The transcript has 12 exons. Gene Ontology annotation, biological process: Golgi to endosome transport; receptor-mediated endocytosis; intracellular protein transport. Gene Ontology annotation, molecular function: clathrin light chain binding; structural molecule activity. Gene Ontology annotation, cellular component: actin cortical patch; clathrin coat of trans-Golgi network vesicle; clathrin complex. Bases 1 to 5070 code for a protein of 1689 amino acids. Lineage: Eukaryota; Fungi; Ascomycota; Leotiomycetes; Helotiales; Sclerotiniaceae. The record is from RefSeq and is a predicted model, not a curated record.
AUGGGUCCACUCCCAAUCAAGUUCACGGAGCUUCUCCAGUUAACAAGUGUCGGAGUUGAGGCGCAAUCGAUAGGUUUUAAUUCAUGUACACUGGAGUCAGAUUCAUACAUCUGCGUACGAGAGAAGAAGAACGAAGCCGCGCAACCAGAAGUCGUCAUCGUCGAUCUAAAGCAAAACAAUGCUGUCACCCGAAGACCUAUCAAGGCGGAUAGUGCCAUUAUGCACUGGUCGAAACAGGUCAUCGCAUUAAAGGCACAAUCAAGGACCUUACAAAUAUUUGACUUGGGUGCCAAGGCGAAGCUAAAGUCUGCUACCAUGAAUGAAGAUGUUGUCUUCUGGAAAUGGUUCAGUGAGACAAGCUUGGGAUUGGUUACCGACACAACAGUUUACCACUGGGAUGUUUUUGACCCAAAUCAGGCAGCUCCGGUGGAGGUCUUCAAGAGAAAUCCAAACCUUUCUGGAUGUCAGAUCAUCAACUAUCGUGUUAGUGGUGAUGGCAAGUGGAUGGUAGUCGUGGGCAUUACACAACAACAAGGACGAGUGGUCGGAGCGAUGCAACUAUAUUCGAAAGACAGAGGCAUCAGUCAGGCCAUCGAGGGCCAUGCCGCAGCAUUUGGUACACUACGAUUAGAAUCUGCGCCAGCAGACACGAAAGUGUUCACAUUUUCGGUUCGAACUGCUACUGGCGCAAAGCUACACAUAGUCGAGGUCGACCAUCAAUCUUCAAAUCCACCGUUUUCAAAGAAAGCAGUUGAUGUAUAUUUUCCUGCUGAAGCUGUAAACGAUUUCCCAGUCGCCAUGCAAGUUUCGCAAAAAUACAGCAUUAUUUAUUUGGUUACCAAAUACGGCUUUAUUCACCUAUACGAUCUUGAGACUGGUACAUGUAUUUUCAUGAACCGCAUCUCAAGCGAGACGAUCUUCAUUACAGCCGGCGACUCGGAAUCCGCUGGACUUGUUGGUGUUAACCGAAGGGGACAAGUACUGUCGGUAUCUGUUGAUGAAACAACAAUUAUUCCGUACUUGCUCCAAAAUCCUGCAAACUCUGGCUUAGCAGUCAAGCUUGCCUCAAGAGCCGGUCUACCUGGUGCAGACAACCUCUAUGCCAACCAAUUCGAGCAACUUUUGGCUGCCGGAAACUACUCUGAGGCUUCGAAAAUCGCGGCAAACUCUCCCCGCGGCUUUUUGCGAACUCCACAAACUAUCGAACGUCUCAAGAGCUUACCGGCUGUGCCGGGUCAAUUAUCCGUUAUCUUACAAUACUUUGGUAUGCUGCUUGACAAGGGAUCGUUGAAUAAACAUGAGACGUUAGAGCUUGUACGACCUGUUUUGGCUCAGAAUCGAAAGCAUCUUCUUGAAAAGUGGAUGAAGGAAAACAAACUCGACUGUUCUGAAGAAUUGGGUGACAUUGUCCGACAACAAGAUACACAGCUUGCACUCGCUAUCUAUCUUAAGGCAAAUGUUCCCCACAAGGUUGUUGCUGCAUUCGCCGAGAGUGGUCAAUUCGAGAAGAUCUUACCUUACGCCCAACAAGCAGGUUACCAACCGGACUAUGUCCAAUUACUCCGCAAUAUUAUCUCUAUCAACCCUGAAAAGGGAGCCGAAUUUGCUACUCAGUUGGCAAAUACUGAAGGGGGAUCUCUAGUUGACAUUGAGCGUGUUGUAGACGUAUUUCAGUCUCAAGGAAUGGUUCAACCCGCUACUGGAUUCUUGCUUGAUGCAUUAAAGGAGAACAAGCCUGAGCAAGGACACUUGCAAACUCGCCUCCUUGAAAUGAAUCUCAUGAAUGCCCCUCAAGUCGCUGACGCCAUUCUUGGCAACGAAAUGUUCUCUCACUACGACAAGCCUAGAAUCGCGCAGCUAUGUGAACAAGCUGGCCUUGCUCAAAGAGCUUUGGAACACUAUGAAGACCCUGAGGCUAUCAAACGUGUCAUUGUCAAUAUCGUUGCAUCCCCAACUUUCAGUCAAGAAUGGCUCACCGGUUACUUUGGUCGCUUGUCCCUUGAACAGUCAUUAGAUUGUCUUGAUGCUAUGCUUAAAGUAAACAUUCGUCAAAACCUCGGGGCCGUUGUUCAGAUUGCCGUGAAAUACUCGGAUUUACUCGGCCCUGUUAGAUUGAUCGAUCUUUUUGAGAAGUACAAGACUGCUGAAGGUCUAUACCACUAUCUUGGUAGCAUUGUCAAUCUGAGUGAGGACCCAGAUGUAAACUUCAAAUAUAUUGAGGCUGCCGUGAAGAUGCAGCAGUACCAGGAGGUUGAACGUAUAUGCCGUGACAGUAAUUCCUCUGAUCCGCUUAAAGUCAAAAACUUCUUGAAGGAGGCCAAAUUGACCGAGCAAUUGCCGCUGAUCAUCGUCUGUGAUCGAUUCAACUUCAUUCAUGAGUUGGUACUUUACCUCUAUCAGAACCAACAGUUCCAAUCUAUCGAGGUCUAUGUCCAACGAGUCAACCCUGCACGAACUCCUGCUGUCGUCGGUGGAUUACUCGAUGUUGACUGCGAUGAGCAAAUCAUCAAGAAUCUUUUGAAUUCCGUUAAUCAUGCUUCCAUCCCUAUCGAUGAGCUUGUUCAGGAGGUUGAAUCCCGCAACCGUCUUAAGCUCCUGUUGCCUUUCCUCGAGGCCACCUUGGCUGCAGGCAACCAGCAACAAGCUUUACAUAACGCGCUCGGAAAAAUCUUUAUUGAUAGUAACAAUAACCCAGAGCAAUUCCUCAGGACAAACGAUAUGUACGAUUGCAAGGUUUUGGGUACCUACGCAGCUAAGCGAGACCCGUCGCUUGCUAUUAUCGCAUUUAGUAAAGGUCAGAACGAUCUCGAACUCGUCAACAUCACCAACGAAAAUUCUAUGUACAAAGCUCAAGCUCGCUACCUUUUGGAAAGAGCUGAUAACGAAUUGUGGGGGUUUGUCUUGUCUGAAAACAAUAUUCACCGCCGAUCUGUGAUUGAUCAAGUCAUAUCUACAGCUGUUCCAGAGUCAACUGAGCCCGAAAAGGUUUCUGUUGCAGUUGCAGCCUUCCUUAGCGCUGAUCUUCCAGGUGAAUUGAUUGAAUUGCUUGAGAAGAUCGUUCUUGAGCCUUCGCCAUUCAGCGACAAUGAGAGCUUGCAGAAUCUUCUCAUUCUCACCGCCACCAAAGCUGAUAAGAGUCGAGUCAUGGAUUAUAUUCACAAGUUGGAUGCGUAUAAUCCUGUGGAUGUCGCUUCAAUCUGCAUUGAAGUUGGCUUAUAUGAGGAGGCAUUCGAGGUUUACAAAAAGAUUAAUGACCAUAUUAACGCUGUCAACGUCCUCGUUGAGCACAUUGUCAGCAUCGAUCGCGCACAAGAUUUUGCGGAACAGGUGGAGAUUCCUGAAGUAUGGAGUAGAGUCGCUAAAGCUCAGUUGGAUGGUCUACGUGUUUCCGACGGUAUCAAUAGCUAUCUCCGAGCAAACGAUCCAAGUAACUACCUAGAGGUUAUUGAAAUUGCUACUCACGCUGGCAAGGACGAAGACCUCAUCAAAUACCUUCGCAUGGCCCGUAAGACACUUCGUGAGCCUGCUAUCGACACUGGACUUGCCUUUGCAUUUGCUCGUACUGAUCAAUUAAGCGAACUUGAGGACUUCCUCAGGGGAACUAAUGUCGCUGAUAUUGAAGAGUCGGGUGACAAGGCAUAUGCUGAAGGGUUCCACCAAGCUGCGAAGAUCUUCUUCACCAGUAUUUCAAACUGGGCCAAACUUGCCACCACUCUUGUUCACCUCGAGGAUUAUCAAUCCGCCGUCGAAUGCGCAAGAAAGGCUAAUAAUAUCAAGGUCUGGAAGCAAGUCAACGCCGCUUGUGUUGAGAAGAAGGAAUUCCGUCUUGCUCAGAUUUGUGGUCUCAAUUUGAUCGUUGAUGCUGAAGAGUUACAAAGCUUGGUCAAGCAAUACGAGCGCAACGGCUACUUCGAUGAACUUAUUGCAUUACUUGAGCAGGGUCUAGGUCUUGAACGAUGUCAUAUGGGAAUUUUUACGGGACUAGGUAUUGCUCUUUCCAAGUACCAUCCAGAUCGCACAAUGGAGCACCUGAAGCUUUUCUGGAGUAGAAUCAAUAUUCCAAAGAUGAUUCGUGCCUGCGAGGAAGCCCACCUUUGGCCGGAAUUGAUUUUCUUGUACUGCCAUUAUGAUGAGUGGGAUAACGCUGCUCUUGCAAUGAUGGAGAGAGCUGCCGACGCAUGGGAGCACCACUCUUUCAAGGAUAUCAUUGUCAAGGUAGCAAAUUUGGAGAUCUACUACCGCGCUCUGAAUUUCUAUCUUCAAGAGCAACCAUCUCUCAUUACCGAUCUUCUACAGGCACUUGCACCAAGAAUUGACGUCAAUCGUGUUGUCAAGAUGUUCGAAAAGUCUGACAACAUCCCUCUCAUCAAGCCUUUCCUUCUUAACGUUCAAACUCAGAAUAAGAAGAUUGUCAACGUGGCCAUCAAUGAUUUGUUGAUUGAGGAGGAAGACUACAAGACUCUCCGUGAUUCUGUUGAGAACUACGAUAACUAUGAUGCCGUCGAGCUUGCUCAACGAUUGGAGCGUCAUGAUUUGGUCUUCUUCCGCCAAAUUGCUGCUAAUAUUUACCGCAAGAACAAACGCUGGGAGAAGUCGAUCGCUCUUUCAAAGCAAGACAAGCUUUUCAAAGAUGCAAUUGAGACUGCUGCUAUCUCUGGCAAGUCAGAUGUUGUCGAGGAGCUGCUUAGAUAUUUCGUCGAUAUCGGUAGCCGAGAAUGUUAUGUUGGUAUGCUCUAUGCUUGCUAUGAUCUCAUCCCCGUCCAUGUUGUCAUGGAAGUCUCAUGGCGUCACAGCCUUACAGAUUUUACCAUGCCAUUCAUGAUUAACUAUUUGGCCCAACAAAGCUCUACGAUUGCUGAGUUAAAGAAGGACAAUGAGGAGAGGAAGUUGAGAGAAAAGUCACAGGUUCAAGAAGAGGACAAUACCCCCAUUCUCGGAGGCAAUCGUCUUAUGAUCACCGCUGGACCGACCGGACAUAAGAGUGAGAUGUCCUGCACUGUGACCUGCACUGUGAUGGCCAAGAAUGCCAAUUCUGCACUUGGCGAGUUGAGGCGAUGUAGAUAUGUGUAG